This is a messenger RNA of Microsporum canis CBS 113480, 1974 nucleotides long. RefSeq lists its product as uncharacterized. The record is from RefSeq and is a predicted model, not a curated record. Lineage: Eukaryota; Fungi; Ascomycota; Eurotiomycetes; Onygenales; Arthrodermataceae. Bases 1 to 1974 code for a protein of 657 amino acids. Gene Ontology annotation, molecular function: peptidyl-prolyl cis-trans isomerase activity. The transcript has 11 exons.
AUGGAGCCACGCAGCUUUGGCCGGACACAGCGCGUUGAUAGCUUAUUACGGCGGUUUGGCGGCGGUUUGGGCUUUGGCACACCGGUGGUAUCGUAUGCUCCGCGAGUGUCCUCGAGAGGAUGGGCGUUUAGGAUCAUAAGUAUAGAUGGCUUGAUUGGGAGGGCGAUACAAUGGGUAAUGCACGACAAUGGCCUGAAAUACGACGGCUUUUAUACCCCGUUCUUUAGUCCCUGGAAAAGGAGGCUCCAAGGCACCUUCCCGGUCAGGGACCCUCGUGUUCAAUAUGGCGGAGUGGACGGUUCAGGGCUGUAUACAAAACCACAGCAACUACAAAUGCCUAUUGGCACAUUGUGUUUGAGAUCAUCCCGGAUCGCCGACUGGGACCAGAGCAAUCUAAGUUGGCACCUUGCUUCUGCAAAAGGGCUUGAUAAUAUUACGAGCAUAGAGCAGAGGUUGGCCUCUGCAGAUUUCUUUUGGUCCAGGCCCUUGAAUCUUUGCGUUGGUAGCUUGUUUCUCCUUCUUCCUUCUGCCAACCACUUCUCCGUACACUAUCUAUGCUGCUACGUAGGCCUUAUACUUAUGCUAGCACCACUACUCCUUGACAUCUCGUGGGAGACCGGGGCCACGACGUGCGUCUCCGAAUACUGCAAAUGGCCGGAGCGUGCAGAUAGGAUUGCACAAUACGGGGUAGAUCAGCAAGGGAACGGCCGCAUGCCAGCUUUGCCUGCGGAAGCAGGGCUGGCCGUGUAUAUAAUGCGGCAUCCUCCUGCUACCUCACUGCCUACGAUUGACGUCACCAAGGUUACUAUUGAAAGGGGUAGCGGUGAUUUCCCUACUGAAAACGACAAGGUGAAGGUCGCAUAUACUUGCUACCUUAAAGAUGAUGAAAAACCAGGAGACUAUUUUAAAGGAAGGCAGAUCGUUCUCCCAGGGCAGUCGGGUGAUCUCACAUUUCGCAUUGGAAAUAAAGAGGUUGUUCCUGGUAUGCCGACAUCAAUCACUCGGUUAAGUAUAGUACUGAAAAUAGUCUUCUCCCUAGGGUUUGAAGAGGGGGUUUCGCGUAUGAAACUUGAUGAGCGGUGCAUCUUGACUAUUCCUAGUGAGCGCGCAUAUGGUGAAAAUGAAAUCCGCCUUUGGCAGAUCGAUAAAUCGCCAGCUACAGUCUAUAGCUGCACGUAUUGCCGUAACCCCUUCGAUGCUAAGGAUGACUGGAGUCGCCACGAGUUUGCCCACCUAGAUGAGGAUGAUAAUAUCGGCGAGAGAUGGCGGUGCCCCGAACCCAACGAAGCCGGUGGAGAUUGCGCCAAGAAACUUCGCUCGAUGCACCUUUUUGAACAGCAUCGCCGGGAUGAGCACGGUAUGGCCGAUACCCCGAGGGAAUGCUGCGUGGAAAACUUUACGGGGGGCGACUACCACAUUCGUUAUUGGUGUGGCUUCUGCAAGAAGCUUGUUUCCAAUACCACGGAGGGUUUCGAAGCUAUAUCAGAAAGAAAUACUCAUGUCGCGCGUCACUUUGAGAAUGGGAGUACGAUCAAAGAGUGGGUGCACUAUGGACUAGUGUGUCAUAUUUCGGUUUUAAAGUUCAACAGACGGUUCUGGAACCUUUCGCACGUGAUCGCGCACGACGGUUCUUUCCUCACGACGCUUUUGAAUGUACGGCAUGCCUAUCUAUCCUUGAUCAAGUCGUUCGCCUGUAACGGCUCCAAGCCAGAUCCCUGGCCUCGAAUCUUCUAUACCCGCUUGUUCCAUCAUCUCUCUUGCCGCAGGACAGACCCUCUGCAUCUAUUGCUGCAAGGUAUGAUUUCUACGUGCAUGUUGGGUGAUCUCUUACUUUGGAAACUGAAUACUCCUCCUGGGGCUAGCCGGUUCACUCUUAAAGAUAUACUUCUUGAAUUGGAUUUAAUUACAGAAACAAUGGUUCAAAAUCGCCCACCUCCCCAGCUGCCUGAAUCCGAGGACAUGCUGAUACCCUGA